This is a messenger RNA of Vicia villosa (hairy vetch), 1457 nucleotides long. Its product is annotated as probable WRKY transcription factor 65. The coding region runs from base 197 to 841 and encodes 214 amino acids. Gene Ontology annotation, biological process: regulation of DNA-templated transcription. Gene Ontology annotation, molecular function: transcription cis-regulatory region binding; DNA-binding transcription factor activity. NCBI's taxonomy places the organism in Eukaryota, Viridiplantae, Streptophyta, Magnoliopsida, Fabales, Fabaceae. Gene Ontology annotation, cellular component: nucleus. The record is from RefSeq and is a predicted model, not a curated record. The transcript has 3 exons.
UUGAUCCAUUCUCUCUAACCCAUAAUCAUCUUCAUUUCAUUUCCUUUUAAGCCAAUAUUAUCAUCAAUAUAUACAUCACUUUGUGCCCUCAUAGCACCGACACCUUUUAGGCUAAUCAAGUUGUCAAAUAUUAACUAAUUCUAAAUUGAUAGUGAAUUUUUUUCAAGCUUAUGUGAGUGUGAGAGUUUCUUCUAACAUGGAAAGAUCAUCACUCUCUUCAUCUACUAAAAGGAGAGGUAUAAAGAAAAGAGUAGUGGAAAUUCCAAUGAAGGAUGUGGAAGGGACUAAUACCCCACCAUCGGAUUCAUGGGCUUGGAGAAAGUACGGUCAAAAACCCAUCAAAGGUUCCCCUUAUCCAAGAGGAUACUAUAGAUGUAGCAGUUCAAAGAAUUGUCCCGCGAGGAAACAAGUGGAAAGGAACCAUGUGGACCCCACGGUGCUACUUGUAACCUACACUUCCGAUCACAACCAUGCCGUGCCGCCACCGAGAAACUACCGUAAUACAAGCAACACCGCUGCAUCGAACAAAGACUCUGAAUCAGAGCAGGAGGCUGAACCGGAAACCGAGGAGAGAUUUGCGGAUCUUGGAGAGGUGUCGUUGAUGGCUUCGGCGGAUGAGUUAGGCGGAUGGUUGGGGGAAGUGGAGGCGAUCGCGUCGCCGGGGGUUUUGGAGUGUCCGGUUUUCUCGGAGCAGGAGGUGUCGAUGUUGGGGGAAGAGGAGAUGUCGCUGUUUGCGGAUUUGGGGGAGUUGCCGGAGUGUUCGGCGGUGUUUUGGAGAGGGAGGAGGAGUGCCGGCGAUGUGAGUGUGGGACCACUGGUUGAGGCAAAUUGUUCAUUGUGACACGUGUCGUAACCUCUACAUUUUUCAUUUUUUGUUUUUAGUUUUCCGGGUUUGUUGGGUUUAGUUUGGAAGAAACAAAAUACAAGUGGAUAUAUGCAGUUGGGAGAUUCUGUCUCCACGUGCUUGUAAUUAUUAUCAACUACAAUCCAAAUAAGUUCAUAACUUGCAGUUUGGUUCAAUAAUUGGUAGCAUUAGAGUCUUAUCCGGUAGAUAUUAAUGGUGGAAAAAUAGAUUUAAUUUGUUGAACAUUUUGAUUUUAUUUGCAAUAAUUUCAGAGUGGCCUUGAAUUUUAAAUCCACGCAUUUUAAUAUGGGUCAUUUUGUUUCGUUUCCUCAAAUUUUUGCCAGUACAAAAUUAACAAGAAUUUGUGUAAUUUAAAGUUUUUAGGAGUGUAAAACUAUCAUGCAACUUCUCAAAAUGACUCUAACCUACAAUUCUACUAUGUUUUGCAUGGUACAAGUUACAAUGAUAAGAAUUAGAGUGAGGAAAUCACACAAUAGUUGAAGAAAAAAAAAGAAGAAAAAUAAUAAAGAUCUCCUCUAGUCGCAGCACGAUCAUAUAGAUCGUGGUGUGAUCCAUGAUACAAGCAAUAGAAUGAACUCCAUAAGAUACUAUG